CGAGAAGGCGCGCUUGUUUCUAUUUGAACAUCUUUGGAUCUUACUUAAUAUACAGAUCAAUAGUGGAUCAUUGGAAAUGACAAAGAAGAUAAUAGCUAGCUGUUGGAUGGUUUACCUGUUUCUGCUCGGAUCUGUCACAGAGGUGAAAAAAUUCCCAAAAUACUUGCCAUUUAUAAGCAUCUACAUGAUUUUGGAACCUUUUGUAGGUUAAUGUCUUUGUCAUCUCAUGUUGACAGAUUUAGCAAAACCGAAGGAGCUGCUAAUGUGAAAUACAGAAUAGGAGAUAGGGAGAUUUGUUUUGAUGUUAAGCACUAUAAUAUUUGCAUAUAAUUAUGUAUUAUAUUAUGAGUGGCUUUAAAAUGUGGAUUAAGAUGGUAUGAGACAGGAUUUUUACAUUUUUUGAUCUUGUGGGAAAACUUUAAAUUAAAAAAAAUUAAGGCAGUAUUUUAAUUUAUAUUUACCUAUAUCAUAGAAUGUUUAGUUUACAUGACAGAAUCUUCAGGGCUUUCACGUAGAUGGGAAUAUCAGGGAAUUUUAAAAUUGUGAUUUUCAGGACUGAAAAAAUCAUUGAAAUUAAGAAAAUCCUCAAAAUGUCUGUGGUGAAUAUAAAGUUUUCUAGUUAUGUUAAUCAGUAAAAUACUUAAUUGACUAGAAAUUGCUCUUUGUGAGUUCAAUCUCUAUAAAAUGAUUGCUAAAAAUUUACAGUAAUAAUGAAGUCAUGGGGGGGCCUGGGUAGCUCAGCGAGUAUUGACGCUGACUACCACCCCUGAAGUCGCGAGUUCAAAUCCAGGGCAUGCUGUGUGACUCCAGCCAGGUCUCCUAAGCAACCAAAUUAGCCCGGUUGCUAGGGAGGGUAGAGUCACAUGGGGUAACCUUCUCGUGGUUGCUAAAAUGUGGUUCUCGCUCUCGGUGGGGCACGUGGUGAGUUGUGCGCUCACGCUAUUCUCCGCGGUAACGCGCUCAACAAGCCACAUGAUAAGAUGCGAGGAUUGACGGUCUCAGACACGGAGGCAACUGAGAUUUGUGCUCCGCCACCCGGAUUGAGGCGAGUCACUACGACACCACGAGGACUUAGAACGCAGAAAAUGGCUUAUCGUUCUGGCCAGCCCUGAGGUGAACGAAAGCCAGCAACAACAUCCUCAAAAUGUGUACCAUGACAUUGGCGUGACCAGAAACAAGAUUGUGACUGCACAGUUUGAGUGCUAUCAGAAGAUCAUGAAGGACAACAAUCCAGACAGAAGAGUUGGCCCAGUGUGCAACAGGACAUGGGAUGGAUGGUUAUGUUGGGAUGACGCUGAUGCUGGCAUCACCUCUGAGCAACACUGCCCUGACUAUUUCCAGGACUUUGACCCCACAGAAAUGGUCACCAAAAUAUGUACAGAAAGUGGGCAGUGGUUCCUGCAUCCCGAGAGCAACCGAACCUGGACAAAUUUCACCAGAUGUAAUUUGCACACUACUGAAGGAAGACGGACCGCAAUGAACUUGUUCUACUUGGCACUGAUAGGUCAUGGACUCUCAUUAACAUCUUUGUUUAUCUCACUUGGCAUAUUCUUCCAUUUUAAGAGUUUGAGCUGCCAAAGAAUAACCCUGCACAAAAACCUGUUCUUUUCCUUCGUAUUAAACUCUGUCAUCACUAUCAUUUGGUUAACCGCAGUGGCAAACAACCAGGAGUUAGUGCAGCAAAAUCCAAUCAGUUGCAAAGUGUCACAGUUUAUCCAUCUGUAUAUCUUUGGAUGCAACUACUUCUGGAUGCUGUGUGAAGGAAUUUACUUGCACACACUCAUUGUAGUAGCUGUGUUUGCUGAAAAACAGCAUUUAAUGUGGUACUACCUACUAGGAUGGGGUUUCCCACUUAUACCAGCUACAAUACAUGCCAUAGCCAGAAGUUAUUACUACAAUGAUAAUUGUUGGAUCAGCUCAAAUACUUCUUUGCUAUACAUUAUUCAUGGCCCGAUCUGCGCAGCUCUGUUGGUGAACUUGUUCUUUCUGUUGAACAUUGUACGGGUCCUCAUCACCAAACUGAAAGUGACACACCAAGCUGAGUCUAGUCUGUACAUGAAAGCUGUCCGAGCCACGCUGAUUCUUGUUCCACUCCUGGGCAUUCAGUACGUUCUUCUCCCUUACAAACCCGGGGGGCGUGUUUCCGCUGAAAUCUAUGACUACAUUAUGCAUAUCCUAAUGCAUUAUCAGGGACUGUUGGUGGCCACAAUCUUCUGCUUUUUCAAUGGAGAGGUACAAGCGGUUUUGAGAAGACACUGGAACCAGUACCGCAUCCAGUUUGGAAGCACCAUCACACACUCUGAUGCUCUGAGGUCUGCCUCGUACACUGCUUCCUCCAUUACGGAGGUCCAGGGCUGUUACAGCAUUGAUGGCCACACAGAACACUUGAACGGCAAGAACUGCCAUGACAUUGACAACACUAUCCUAAAACCAGAGAACCCCUUCGCCUGAUGACAUUCAAUGUGGCAGUGCACCGUUUAAAAUACUGCUGAUUACCAUGACAGCUGACUUGGACCUUUUGCCCAUAAUUCACUACUUGUGCUCUCGGAGGGGGUGAAGGUGAAAAGCCAUUUCUCCAAGUAUUUACACUGAAAAACAUUUCACUAUCUUCUGUGUUGUUAAAUGGACAUAUAAGCAUUUUCGGCCUUGUCUUUGUGCCAUAAGUAUUGUAGUUUAUUUUACCGCUAUGUGCAGUGGAAUUAAGUGUAAAUAUGUUGCUCUUAUUCAGAUACCACGUGUAAUGCACUUCUUUGUCUUAUAGGAUCAGCCCUCUGAUGAUAAAAAAAAAUAUUUGUGUAAUUAUAAAUCUAACCUAAAUGAAGACCACACAUAUUAAAUAUCUAUAUAUUUUUACUACAGAACAAAAGGGAAAAUUGAACAGUCUACGCAACCGUUCCCAAAUACAACCAGUGCCCCUUUUUAUAAUGAUUAUUUUUAUGUAAAGCUUAAUUGUAAGUUCCUGUGACGUGUGAAUACUUGGACUGCAAAAUAGCCAAAUGUUGUCUUUAUUAUCUUGGAGAACAACGGAAUUGAAACUUCAGUCAAAUAUAAAUGAGAAAAUAUUCUGUAUGCACAACUUUGGUCCUUAAUUGCUACAUAUCAGAAGGUGUCUAGGUAUGGACUGGAUACAUCCAUUUAAAGGUGAAGUGUGAAUUUUUCUUUGUUAAAAUACUUUCUCAUAUCCCAUUUUAAUGUUCAGAGACAGCUAUUAGUAAGACAUUUUUAGAUUGAUUUUUCCGAAAAGGGUUAACACAGUUGAGCAUCCCAACCAGUCAGACAUAAAAGCACUGACUAGACCAAUGGCGUGAGUUUGGAUCUCUUUGGCCAACCAAUGGAAGAUGAGAGGAGUGUUCAAGAAACCUGUUUGAAAACAACCAUUAUUUUUGCAACUCUAUUUGGUUGCAAGUGAUGCAGAAAUUACACACUUCACCUUUUAUUUCAAUACAUUAAUGUUGUUAUCUGAUACAAAUCAGAAAUAUUGUGAAUCUUCAACAUAAUUACUAAAGAACACCAAUUUGUGUAACAUUUCUAGGUUUUGUGACAAUUCAGUUUUGUGAAAGCCUAACAGCACGAUGACAUGCUUAUCAUUUUAUUCAAGAUAUAUUUCUUAACAUGAUCUAAUUUAUAUGCUUAUUUUUAACAUUAAAAUUUGCAAUACAAAUGCCACACUUUUAUUGUUGAUUGGACUUUAGACUUUAUAUUUCUCACUGUUCUUAUAAUGCUUAUCAUGUACUUUUUUCUUUUCAAUCUGUGGCUUUUGACAUAAGGUACAGUAUUUUACAACCUAGAAUAUAUUACUCAAGAGCCUUUCUUAUAACACACUUGGAGUAUGAAAGAUAUCACUGUUUUUGUUAGAGGCAUGGAUUCGUAUGUGACAAAAUGAAAAUAAAAUAAAAAAAUGUUCGCCCCUUGUUUUUCAAGGUGCAUUAAUGUAAUUUAACCUCUAACCAUACUGCCUAAAUUACUAACAUUCCAUAUGUGCCCAGUGUUUAUUUCCUUUGAUGAUUAUGUGCUCACCUGAUUUCACGCUGUUUUUGAUUAACUCUCUGACAAUUGGCAUGUUUUCUUACUUCUUAAAGGGAAAGUUAAUCAAAAAUGAAAAUUCUGUUAUCAUUUACUCACCCUCAUGUCAUUCCAAACCUGUAUGACUUUCUUUUUUGUAUGAGGAAAACAAAAGAGGAAUUUUUGAAGAAUAUUCUGGACUCUGUUUUCUGUAUAAUGAAUAAGAAUGAGCAUGACUUGCUCACUGUAUUACAAGUCUUAUGUAUCUUACAAGUGAAGUCAUAUGAUAGCUUUGUGGAACAACAUGAGGGUGAGUAAAUAAUGACAGAAUUGUCAUUUUAUGUGUACACUAUUCCUUUAAUUCCUGCUUUUGUACAUAUCCCGACAAAAACAUGCUUAUAUAUAUAUAUAUAUAUAUAUAUAUAUAUAUAUAUAUAUAUAUAGAUAUAUAGAUAUAUAUAGAUCCUGCAAACGGAUGUGUUGACAGACAAUGUUACAAAUGUGAGGAUGUGUUUGUACAAAUGAUGUAAAUAUUAUUUUCCUUGUGAUCACAUUUGAAAAUUUAGUAGAGGUGUACUUCGGCCUGGCUUUGCAAUGCAGUUGUCAUUUCUGAAUAUUUCUUCUAUUCUAAACAACGAGUCACUUUAUUUUCAGAAUACAUCAGUAUUAAUAUUGCAAACCGUAGCAUUUCACAACAAAUGCCAUUCAAACAUCCACUGUAUCGUUUGGUCAGGUUAUCCCAGGCUCAUAGCAAUUCAAACCUAAUUUGCUUCUUAAAUGUACUUUAUUUUGUUGUGUUGUUUGUGAUCAUUUGUGUGUUUUAGGGAAAACAAAACACUCACUGCAGGACAGUUUCAUAUGUGUUCAUAUGUAUUUAAGGUUGCACUUUGUGCGAAAAUUGCUUUCUAAAUCGGUAUCAGAAUGUUAGAGUUGUAUUGUGUAUAUGCUGCAUUUUAACCAACCACUUCAAAUUUUCUUUUCUGUAUGAAUGCAGUUUGUUUUUGUUCUCCUGAGGCAUAUCCAUGUUACAUUUAUUUAAUAAAAUAUGGGCAGUGUUGCAAUUAUGUGUAUUGUAUUAUACUGUAAUUACAGAGGAUUAUUUCAAAUGUCUUUUUGUUUGCAUUUUAUUGUGUGUUUCUUUAAAAGCACUGGG
Molecule: messenger RNA, 5155 nt
Organism: Myxocyprinus asiaticus (Chinese sucker)
Lineage: Eukaryota; Metazoa; Chordata; Actinopteri; Cypriniformes; Catostomidae
Product: calcitonin gene-related peptide type 1 receptor
Exons: 13
Coding region: 1216-2451 (411 amino acids)
Biological process (GO): cell surface receptor signaling pathway; angiogenesis; adenylate cyclase-activating G protein-coupled receptor signaling pathway
Cellular component (GO): plasma membrane
Molecular function (GO): adrenomedullin receptor activity; calcitonin receptor activity; calcitonin gene-related peptide receptor activity
Source: RefSeq, a predicted model, not a curated record